AUGGCUUCGUCUACGCCGGAUGCGGCUGCGACCCUGGAGUACACGCCGACGUGGGUUGUGGCGCUCGUGUGUUCUAUCAUCGUCAUUAUCUCUCUCUGCGCUGAACGGUUCCUCCACUAUCUCGGCAAGGUGUGACACGACUAAUUCUCUCUUCUGUGCACGUAUCACUGUGGGCCGCUUGUGAUUUUCAUUGGUCUUCUUGCCAGUUGUCUUCUCUUAGCCUCUUCGAAUUCUCUUGUGACCUUUGUCAUCUGGAUCAUCUUUCAGUAUUUGAAGCGUAAUCAGCAACCCGCGCUCUUUGAGGCCUUGCUGAAACUAAAAGAAGGUCAGAUAUAUAUCCCACACUCCAUUCUUUCUUUCUUUCUUUCUUUCUUUCUUUUCAAUUAAUUUUUAUUUUCUGCAAAACUUGCACCCCACAUUGGCCUCCGUUGAUUGUAUACAUAGAAGUAUAUAGAUCUCACGCAUUAUAGUUAGUUUACAUUGUACGUGAACAACCUCAUCUGCGCAGGUCAUAUGAUCAGUACGGUUAUCCUGUAUAUUUUAAAGCUGAAAACUCGAGCUCAUAACCGAAUUAUUUACACCGUUUUGAUUUCGUAGGAGGAAUAAACGGGCACAUUUUUUAUUGAUUCCCUUCGUUGUAUCAUAUCAAUUUGAGCUUUAGUGCAUCAGAUAUCUCUAGUUAGAUAAUCAAUUUCUGAUCACAAGUAAUCCUAUAGACUCCUGUCAACCUGUGAUGGGGCUCGAAAAUUCCAGACCAGGGGACUUGGGAAUUGAAAAGUUUAGUUGUCAUACAAAAAUCAGUGGAAGGGAACAGGCCUAUCAAAUUAUCAGCCAGAAAAUAAAUGAAAUUUCCAGAAUUAGUUUCAUUAUCGCGUCAUGAGUGACAUUUACCAAGUUUUCCAGUUCGAAAAAUAAAAUUAUAUAUAUAUAUAUAUAUAUAUAUAAAUAGUUGAUCCCUUUCUGUUUCUCGAGUUCCUACAUCUCAUGCUAUCUAUUGUUGCAGAACUGAUGCUGCUAGGAUUCAUCUCCCUUCUGCUUACCGUCUUUCAAGGUGUGAUCAGCAAUAUAUGUAUCUCUGCAAGUUUAUCAUCUCACAUGCUUCCUUGCAAGAGAGAGGAAUCCUCGGCCACUGAUCAAGUACAUAAGAGGUUGCUGUCUGAGGGUUCUGGCUCUGGAUAUUGCCUGCGUCAGGUUCCACUUUUGUCUUUGCUACAAUGGAAUGAAGGAUUCAUAUUUGUUCAGUUUUACUUCCUUUUUUACAUUAUUUUUUUUAUUAUGUUUCCAGGGAAAGAUUCCAUUGUUAUCUAUCGAGGCCUUGCAUCAGCUUCACAUAUUUAUCUUUGUCCUGGCAGUUGUCCAUGUUAUAUUCUGUGCCACCACCAUGGUUCUAGGCGGGGCGAAGGUAACUUAGCCAUUUUAUAAUUCUUCCCCAUGAACAUAUUUUCUACUAAUGUGGAAUUAACCCAGUGUUAGUAAUAUGUAGAUACAAAGAUGGAAACACUGGGAGGAUUCAAUUAGGAAUGAGAAUAUAAAACAAGAAAAGAGUAAUGAUUUACUUAUUUGUGCUGUGAUCUCUGCAUUUCUUUUAAGCUGUUGGUGGGUUAUCCAUCCGCUUAUCCUCUUUGUUUAUGACAUCAACUUCUUCCAGAUAAAACCCACAAGCACGCCCAUCUUCACGUUGAUUUUGUUGCAAAACGUGGAAAAGGACAUUGGAGGAAGACUGCUGUUAUAGGCUGGACGGUAACUCAUUUUCUUUUCUUUCUUCUGGUAAUUAGUUUUUUGCUGGGUUCUUCUAUGGGUAUGACUCUCUUUCAACUAGAUUUAUUUUCUUCCUACGUCAUCUAUCAUCACCCUUAUUUUAGCAGAUUUUAUAGACAUCAAUAUGAUUAACUAUUGUUAUUACUCGAGUUGAAGAUCCAAGUUGACUGAUGCUCGCUUCAUCUGUCCCAAUUCUAGAUGUCAUUUUUCAAACAGUUUCAUGCUUCUGUGACUAAAUCAGACUACAUUGCCCUGCGAUCAGGAUUCAUCAUGGUACCCCCUUACCAUUCGAUUAUGUGGCUUUUGAUGGAAUUUGUUGAUCAAAUAUUUAUCCUUCCAUGGUUGAGUAAAUCUCUGGCUCAAUUCUUUGUCCAUUGUAGAAACAUUGUCGCUCAAACUCAAACUUUGACUUCCACAAGUAUAUGAUGCGCACGCUUGAAGCUGAUUUUAAGAAAGUUGUGGGAGUCAGGUGGUGACCCUUGAAUAUGUGCCGCCACUUAGUUUAUUUAUUCAUCUUCCAGUCCCACAGCAUCUCAUUCUGUAACUUGUUUGCAGCUGGUAUCUGUGGCUGUUUGUUGUAUUCUUCCUAUUGCUGAAUGUGGAUGGUAUGAUCUACUGCACACUUGAUGGCAUAGUGACGAUUAUUUUUUCCAUGAUAAAUAUUUCUUGCCGGGGUCGUGAGUAUUAUUUCUUACAUAAUAAAUGUUUUCUUCUCGUUUUCCUUUUUUUAUCUUUCUUUUCUAGAACAUAAACAAAAUAUCUUUUUAUUUACUUUGUUUUCUCUAAAAUGCUGCAGAUGAUGAUCUUUUGAUUUAUUUAUCUUUAUUAUAAAUUCAUGAUGCAGGAUGGCACACGUACUUCUGGUUAUCUCUUCUGCCUCUAAUUGUGAGUUCCUAGAAUCUUAGCAUCACCUUUCAUAUCCAAUCUCUGCAACCUGAUCUACGGCAAAACCCAUCUUUUCUGCCUCUGGUUGCAGCUCCUGCUUGCUGUGGGGGCGAAGCUCGAGCACAUAAUCACCCGUCUUGCGCAGGAAGCUGCAGCGCAGAGAACUGACGAUGCCGGGGGAAUGCGGAUCAAACCAUCUGAUGAAUAUUUUUGGUUCCACAGGCCUGGGAUCGUUCUCUACUUGAUCCAUUUCAUCUUGUUCCAAAAUUCAUUCGAAAUAGCAUUUUUCUUCUGGAUAUUGGUAAGAAAACUAUUACCCACCAUUAUCGGUAAUUAGUAUUGACCAAACCCGGGACUUAAUCUCUACUUGACUUUUUCUUUUAGUCAACGUAUGGCUUCGAUUCCUGUAUCAUGGAAGAGGUCCGCUACUUAGUUCCUAGGCUUAUCAUAGGGUAAUGAUAUUUAAUCAGCGCAUUAUAUUCUCCAUACAUUUGAUAAUCCCAGUUGCCGAGUGACAGCUUACUAUAAUCACAGGGUGAUCAUCCAAGGGCUCUGCAGUUACAGUACUUUACCCCUUUAUGCGAUCGUCACUCAGGUAGAACAUGUUCUGUUCUACCUCGCCAUCUAUAUAUAGUAUAUCAAGAUCCCUCUUUUUUUUUCUUUUUUUUUUUCUGCGUGCUGAUAUCAUUUGGUGCGAGCCCAGAUGGGUGACAACUUCAAAAGACAGAUUUUUGAUGAGCAAGUGCAAGAUAAGAUUCAGGGCUGGGCUAUGAGCGCAAAGGGGCGGAAGAAGUCACAAGCUGGGCUGUCAUCAGUCUUCAAGGGCUUUCUCUCCGGAAAAACAGAAGAUGAUGCAAGUGUUGGUGGGCCUCGGAAUCAAAUAGUCUCUGAAUCGGCUCACAGCGCUCAGCAUACGGUCAACGUUGGGGAAAUCGUGGAGUCUGUGAGCGAGAACUCCGAUCUGAGGCCAUCUUCUUGA
Messenger RNA from Spirodela intermedia, 3622 nucleotides. NCBI's taxonomy places the organism in Eukaryota, Viridiplantae, Streptophyta, Magnoliopsida, Alismatales, Araceae. The record is from the annotation of a GenBank genome assembly.